Molecule: messenger RNA, 1031 nt
Organism: Chara braunii
Lineage: Eukaryota; Viridiplantae; Streptophyta; Charophyceae; Charales; Characeae
Source: the annotation of a GenBank genome assembly
CGUGUUGGCUGAAGUUGUGUUGGGGAGAAAACUGUGCGUUGUGAAACUUGUUUACUGGCAAGAGAAAAUCCUCACAUUAGUAGAAAUGCAAGUAUUUGUAUCUAAUGGAAGAAGCAGAAAGGGUGACGAGACCUCCAUGAGGAAUUACGCAGAGUUCUCAGUUGCGAAUGGAGAUCCUUACCACACAGAGUGUCAUAAAAGGCUAUUUCAACCUAAAUGCCACGUGUGCAAGAAUUAUAUCCCCGCGAAUAUGUAUGGACUGAUUGAAUAUCGAUCACAUCCUUUCUGGAGCGACAAGUAUUGCCCCUCACACGAGAACGAUGGUACUCCAAGAUGCUGCGGCUGUGAGAGGCUUGAGGCUCGGGAUGCUCAGUUCGCUGACCUUGAUGAUGGCAGAAAACUCUGCCUGGAGUGCUGUGGCACAGUUAUUGUCGACACUAAUGAUGCUCAGCCCUUGAUCACUGAGGUGCUGAAUUUCUAUCGCACCAUGAAGAUGCCAAUCAGACAGAAUAUUCCCAUUCUGCUUGUAGAAAGGCAGGCUUUGAAUGCAGCCCAGCAAGGAGAGAAAGAUGGCCGUCAUCAUCACCCUGAGACUAGGGGCCUCUGUUUGUCAGAAGAACAGACAAUCCGCACGGUUGUUCGAAGACCACAUAGUGUCGCAGCUGCAGCUCUGGGAAUGAUGGGCACUGCAUACCAAACUGUUAGGCGCCAUUGUGAAGUGACUGCGAUUUUGGUUUUAUAUGGCCUACCAAGGUUUAAUCUUUGAGCUCAGGACCUUAUGACCCUGUUAUCCAGAACUGUUGUGGUGUGUCAUGGUUCAAAGGCUGAGGGCUGUUCUUUUUGCACCAGUUUUUUGUUGUGUUCAAUUAUACUGCUUCACACGAAAGCAGCUUUGCUCGCGGGGGAAUUCCACACUUGUCCUGUGUACAUGUAGUUCCAUGACAUGCAGGUAAGUAGAACAAGUGGGUGUGAGAAGGUAAUUCACUCAGGGCAUACUCACACGGGGACCUCAUGACCUGAAAUCCCAAAAU